UCAGAGCAAUGGAAGGGUCUUAUUUGGUCAUUCAUGUGUGGGUAAAUCUCACAGGUUUUGUGACUGUCUUCUCCGUAGCUCUGGAGCAGCCUCAGUCGUUGGCGUGUAAGCUGGAGCUGGCGUCAGAUCAGGAGAUUCCCGCCGACUGGCUCCCGUUUGUCAGGGUUGAGUGUGAGGUGGCAGAUGCGGUGGCGUCCCACACGCGCGUGAAAUCUGUGGGCAUCGAAAGUGACGUUCAGCCGCAGAAACACCUGAGCAGCAGGGCACACUACCACUGCCAGGUGGAGAUUGAGAAGAAGCUGAUUGAGGCUGAGUCGGUGAAGCAGUCGAGCUGCGCGGCACAGUGAUGAUGGAGGACGCGGAUCACUGUGUUCAUGUCGCUCACUACAAUGAAAUCACAGAUUCCUUUUUAUUAUUGUCAUUAUUUUUCUACCAUCAUUUCUCAUGUAGAAUUCACACUCCAAUAUGCCACACAUCUUGUACCAUUAAGUAAACAAAUGUUUAUUAACCGUGAGAAUAAUGCAACUAUAUAUAAAUGUAUUUUUCCAGAGUAUUUUAAUAUCUUUAAUGGUCUUAUCCAAUGAGUUAUAAUAUUGCUGCACUU
This is a messenger RNA of Sinocyclocheilus anshuiensis, 604 nucleotides long. RefSeq names its product stonin-1-like. The transcript has 2 exons. The record is from RefSeq and is a predicted model, not a curated record. Lineage: Eukaryota; Metazoa; Chordata; Actinopteri; Cypriniformes; Cyprinidae. The coding region runs from base 9 to 347 and encodes 112 amino acids.